Xenopus tropicalis (tropical clawed frog) is the source of this 2799-nucleotide messenger RNA. It is a transcript of the gene abcd2, whose product is annotated as ATP binding cassette subfamily D member 2. Lineage: Eukaryota; Metazoa; Chordata; Amphibia; Anura; Pipidae. The transcript is spliced from 10 exons. The coding region runs from base 207 to 2399 and encodes 730 amino acids. The record is from RefSeq and is a predicted model, not a curated record. Gene Ontology annotation, molecular function: nucleotide binding; ATP binding; ABC-type transporter activity. Gene Ontology annotation, biological process: very long-chain fatty acid metabolic process; transmembrane transport. Gene Ontology annotation, cellular component: peroxisomal membrane; membrane.
UCCGUACAGCGAAAUGCCAAUGAGACUUUCUGAGAAGCUGUCACUGUUCAAUCAGCCGCGCAUCUUUAAUGCGGCUAGACCUCUGCCUCCAUAACAUGGAGCCACUUGAAUAGUACAGAUUAUGAUGGCCGGUUAGGAUUGCUGGUGGAGGUCUCUCGUUUUGUAGGGUUUGUUUGGGAAGAGGGGUUUAUUGUUUUCCAGCUAAGAUGUCUCAUUUACUACAGGCAGGGGAAAGGGUGAAAUGGGGCAGAGAGAAAGCGCUGAAGAGAGCGGCCGUGGUGUUGGCCGCUGCUUACUGGCUUAAAACCAUCUAUCCCAUUGUGUGCCGGAGAAUGCGACGGAAGGAGAGCGACAGCAGCCCGUACAAGCAGGCACCAUGCGACCCUUCUAAAGGCAGCCCCAAGCCCAGCUCCCCGGCCGUCAAUGCGGAAUUCUACAGGCAGCUGCUGGAGCUCCGGAGAAUCCUCUUCCCUAAGCUGCUCAGCAAGGAGCUGGGGCUGCUCUCCGUGCACUCACUCGCUCUCAUCUCCAGGACAUUUCUGUCAGUGUAUGUGGCAGGUCUGGACGGCAAAAUUGUGAAAAGCAUCGUGGAGAAGAAGCCGCGGAACUUCCUUAUGCAGCUGAUGAAAUGGCUUCUGAUUGCCAUCCCGGCCACCUUUGUGAAUAGCGCUAUUCGCUACCUGGAAGGCAAACUGGCGCUGGCUCUCCGCACCCGCCUAGUGGACCACGCCUACCGGACCUACUUUGCAGAUCAGACUUAUUACAAGAUUAUUAAUAUGGACAGCAGAUUGGCCAAUCCCGACCAGUCUCUGACUGAGGACAUUAUGAUGUUCUCCCAGUCUGUGGCACAUUUGUACUCCAACCUCACCAAACCCAUCCUGGACGUGGUACUGACAUCUUAUACCCUGAUUCAGACUGCUAGGUCCAGAGGAGCCAACCCCCUGGGGCCUACACUGCUAGCUGGCCUGGUGGUCUAUGCAACAGCCAAGGUGCUGAAGGCAUGCUCCCCAAAAUUCGGCAAACUGGUAGCUGAGGAAGCUCACAGGAAGGGCUACCUGCGCUAUGUGCACUCUAGAAUCAUAGCCAAUGUAGAAGAAAUUGCCUUUUAUCGAGGUCAUAAGGUAGAGAUGACAAAACUUCAGAAGAGUUAUAUGGCUUUGGCAGAUCAGAUCAAUCUUAUUUUAUCCAAACGUCUUUGGUAUGUCAUGAUAGAACAAUUCCUAAUGAAAUAUGUUUGGAGCGGCAGUGGGUUGGUUAUGGUUGCUGUUCCCAUCAUCACUGCAACCGGCUUUGCAGAUAGUGAUUUAGAAGAUGGACAGAAACAAGCCAUGGUGAGUGAACGAACUGAAGCUUUCACUACAGCCAGGAAUCUACUGGCUUCAGGAGCUGAUGCCAUUGAAAGAAUUAUGUCUUCAUACAAAGAGGUCACAGAAUUAGCUGGUUAUACAGCCAGGGUAUAUAAUAUGUUUUCAGUCUUUAAUGAAGUUAAAAAAGGAAUAUACAAGAGAUCUUUAAUCCAGGAAACAAAAAACAACAAAAAACACAAGGAGAAAACAGAACUUCACAUUGAUGGGCCAUUGGAAAUUAAAGGUAAAGUAGUUGAUGUUGACCAUGGAAUCAUUUGUGAGGAUGUUCCUAUAAUAACCCCAAAUGGAGAUGUUGUGGUUUCCAAGCUAAAUAUUAAGGUAGAGGAAGGAAUGCAUCUUCUAAUUACUGGACCCAAUGGCUGUGGAAAAAGUUCUCUCUUUAGAAUUUUAGGUGGCCUGUGGCCAGUCUAUGAAGGAGUUCUCUACAAACCUCCACCUCAGAAGAUGUUCUAUAUUCCACAAAGACCUUAUAUGUCCAUUGGAACUUUGAGGGAUCAAGUAAUUUAUCCUGACUUAUUGGAGGAUAUGCAUGAGAAAGGAUAUCAAGAUCAAGAUCUGGAACACAUACUUGACAUUGUUCAUCUAAACCACAUAGUACAAAGAGAAGGAGGAUGGGAUGCCUUUACAGACUGGAAAGAUGUUUUAUCAGGAGGUGAGAAGCAAAGGAUGGGAAUGGCAAGAAUGUUCUACCAUAGGCCACAAUAUGCAUUGCUUGAUGAAUGCACAAGUGCUGUGAGCAUAGAUGUAGAAGGAAAGAUAUUUCAAGCUGCAAAGGAUGCUGGAAUAAGCCUUUUGUCAAUAACCCAUCGACCAUCUCUUUGGAAAUAUCACACUCAUUUGUUGCAGUUUGAUGGAGAAGGAGGGUGGCGCUUUGAGCAACUGGAUACAGCUACACGUUUGUCGUUGAGUGAAGAAAAACAAAGGCUAGAAUCUCAACUUGCUGGAAUACCUAAAAUGCAGCAGAGACUGAAUGAACUGUGUCAAAUCCUAGGCGAAGAUUCAGUGCUUAAAACAAACCAGUCAGAGGAGUAGCUACUCAAUGAGUGCAGACAUUUACUAUCCUGUAAAAGGCUGCAGAUCAGGGAUGUCAAAGCUGCAGUCCUCUAGCAUACUGUAGGUGAACUUCAACUUCUAGAAUCUAAAAAGCUGCUUGCGAAGGAUACUGGGAGCUGAGGUUCACAAUUACUGGGGGGGAAGAUGUGCUGCUGCAACUAAAAUUUAUGCAGAAAAACGUGCCACAUGGAUUUGUUUCUACUGUUUAGCUAUAUUCUACAAUAUGCAGGAAUCUUUUAUUUAGAUACAUUAUGGUUCACAAAAUUCUCUACUCUAAAACCCAAAUUUUUUUGUGAUUUGGUACAAAUUCAAAAGGACUCCUUAUAUAUAAACAAACCAUCUAAACCUGGACACAAACUUAGUUUUAUUUUUGCAAUAA